CGAAAUAAAAUAAGAUCAGCAUACCUAUUAUAUUUUUUUCCUUUCGUUUCGUAACAAACAUAUAACGAUACCACCCAAGCACAAGAAGAUAAAGUCCAUCAAGUAUCAGGUCAGUGGUAUUUCCCAUUAGUGUUUAGGCUUGGCUUUCAAAAAUGGCUCUUCACUCUAACAAAAGUGUUGGCGAAUUACGCUUCAAAGAUGACGGCUUUCCGACAGCUACAUCUAAAGAACAACAAGCCGUAGAACUUAAAAUAGCAAAGAAUUACUACUCCUAUCUCGCUGUGAUGGAUUUAGAUCCAGAGAUCCCUCUAAUUCGACAAAAACAUUUAAACUACGUUCGCCGGGGUCUUGUUCGAUUAUCCGAUUCGUACGAAUGUCUGGACGCUAGCCGGCCUUGGCUCUGCUAUUGGAUGUUACACUCAUUAAAACUGCUCGGCGAAGAGGUGCCGCUGCAACAAGUCUCUGACAUAGUUGGUUUUCUUCGCCGGUGCCAACACCCGGAAGGUGGAUUUGGUGGCGGUCCGAACCAAGUUCCACAUUUAGCGCCGACAUAUGCCGCUGUGUGCGCUCUUAGCAUCCUGGGCACUGAAGAAGCUUAUAAUGUAAUAGAUAGGCCGGCAUUGUAUAAUUUCAUUAUGCGCUGCCGAAAUCUUGACGGCGGAUUCCGUAUGCAUGUUGAUGGCGAGGUUGACAUCAGAGGAGCAUACUGCGCUGCUGUUUCAGCAUCUAUAACAAACAUUCUUACACCAGAAUUGUUUGCGGGGACUGCUGAUUGGCUAAAGUCUUGUCAGACAUACGAGGGAGGAUUUUCAGGUGAGCCUGGUCUUGAGGCUCAUGGAGGUUACACCUUCUGUGGCUUUGCAUGUUUGGUACUUCUUGGCAAAGAACACAUCGUCAACCUAAAACAGCUCUUGCGUUGGGCAGUAAACAGGCAAAUGAAAGCCGAAGGAGGCUUUCAAGGCCGCACCAACAAAUUAGUUGAUGGCUGUUACUCAUACUGGCUUGGUGGACUAUUUCCUUUGCUACACAGCGUACUGGAAGCCAAACAAGACAAUGCCAUAAGCCAGGAAAAGUGGAUGUUUGACCAGGUGGCUCUACAGGACUACGUGUUAGUUCAGUGCCAAUACCAUGCGGGGGGUUUGAUCGACAAGCCUGGAAAGAGUCGGGAUUUCUACCACACCUGUUACUGCCUGUCUGGCCUGUCUGUUGCACAACACUUCAUGCUUGGACACAGAAUGAACCGGAACAUUGUCGGUGGUGAACACAAUUUGUUAAAGCCUGUUCAUCCAGUAUAUAAUAUAUGUAUUGAGAGUGCUGUAGAGGCUAAAAAAUAUUUCAAAUCUCUUCCAGAAUUGUAACAUUCAUAUAAAUAUACUGAACUGAGGAAUUCUUGAUUAUCAAAAGAGAGAAAUUGGGAACUUUUGUAUUUCAUAUUAAAGUGAACUCCAUUUUGAAUUGUUUACCAGGCCUAGUUAAUUCUGGUUAUCUGUGUCAGAAGUGCAUAAUACUUCAUAAGUUUUUUUCAUAAGAAACUGAUAGCGUUUACGAACUUAAUUAAAUACUUGAAUCCAA
Messenger RNA from Nematostella vectensis (starlet sea anemone), 1572 nucleotides. RefSeq names its product protein farnesyltransferase subunit beta. Gene Ontology annotation, molecular function: protein farnesyltransferase activity. The record is from RefSeq and is a predicted model, not a curated record. NCBI's taxonomy places the organism in Eukaryota, Metazoa, Cnidaria, Anthozoa, Actiniaria, Edwardsiidae. Gene Ontology annotation, biological process: protein farnesylation. Gene Ontology annotation, cellular component: protein farnesyltransferase complex. The transcript has a single exon. The coding region runs from base 153 to 1358 and encodes 401 amino acids.